Messenger RNA from Lactuca sativa (garden lettuce), 945 nucleotides. RefSeq lists its product as uncharacterized. The record is from RefSeq and is a predicted model, not a curated record. Lineage: Eukaryota; Viridiplantae; Streptophyta; Magnoliopsida; Asterales; Asteraceae.
AUGAUCAAACAGGAAGCUGGUGGUAGUGAAAAGGAACAAGUUAAAUGGUCAGAAAUAAUGGAUUAUGUGUACAUCCAAGCGAUGAUUAAACAACAAGAGACAGGCAAUAGGGUGAAUGGUAGUUUCACACCAACUGCAUAUGCUCAAAUGGUUGAGGAGUUGAACACAAACCAUCAAAUGGAUAUUACCAAAAGUCAUUUGAUGAAUCGCUACAAAACCUUAAAAAAACAUUUUUCGCAAUGGUACGAUCUGUUUAGGGGAAUUUCAAUGAGCGGAUUCUCUUGGAAUUCGUCUACUCAACUAAUUGAAGCGGAGGAAGAAGUAUGGGAUAAUUUAAUACAAUCAAAACCUGAGGUUGCGUCGUUAAGGACAAAAAAGAUUGCAUACUUCGAUGAGAUGUUGGUAUUAUUUGCAAGGGAUAGGGCAUCUGGUGCACAUGUUGAGACAGCAAAAGAAAGAAAUGCCCGAUUAAAUAAAAAUGAAAAUAUUCAAGUUGAAACAAUUAAAGAAGUUGAUGACAUGUUAGCUAACAAUGAAAUUCAUUUGGAGAACGAAUAUGUUGAUCUUGAUGAUAACAUUCAGGAUGUUAUUCCACCUCCUUUUUCACAAGAACAGUCUUCAUGUGCACAGAAGUCUAAGAGUAAAAAGAGGAAAUUUGAAGACGACGAAGAAGAAGAAGAUAUUAACUCAAAGAUAAUGAAAUCGGUUGAUAAUGUGGCUGGUGCUAUCAGGGAUGGUAAUAUAAUAUUUGAUAGAGCUUAUCCUCGGGAAUAUACAGGGGAAGAAAUUUAUAGAGAAUUGGAGUUGGUGAGUUUGGAACCCCAUGAAUUACCGAGGGCUCUAAAUUUUUUGGCAACAAAUCAAGCAAAAGCUAGGACAUUGUUCAGUUGUCCCCUUCAGAUACGGAUGGGUGUCCUUAAAGAUAUGAUGGGUGCACGUGAUUGA